AGCCCUGAACCUCCCCUUUGGGUACUGCGGUGCAGGUGGGUGCCAGGCAGCGGCUCCUUCUCAAGCUCGUCCCGGCCUUACCGUCUUCUGGACGAUGGAGGCGCAGCAGGCACAAGGUCUGCUGGAAACACAGCCAUUGCACGAGACAGAUGAAGAAACGGUCACUGAUAUUGAUUUCACAAGCAUGAUUUCUGAAGAAGAGAGAGAAGAAUUAAAGAUUGAGCUAGCCAAGCUGGAGGAUGAAAUUUCAACUUUACGGCAAGUGUUAGCAGCCAAAGAAAAGCACCUGGCAGAAAUCAAACAAAAGCUUGGUAUCAACCUGAUGAAUGAGCUGAAACAGAACUUUAGCAAAAGCUGGCACGACAUGCAGACGACUUCUGCUUACAAGAAAACGCACGAAACUCUGAGCCAUGCAGGACAGAAGGCAACAGCAGCUAUCAGCAAUGUAGGAACAGCCAUCAGCAAGAAAUUUGGAGAUAUGAGGUCACAUUCGAUUGGUUACUCUAUUCGCCAUUCCAUAAGUAUGCCUGCUAUGAGGAAUUCUCCAACUUUCAAAUCAUUUGAGGAGAAGGUUGAGACCACUGUCACCAGCCUGAAGACAAAGGUUGGAGGGACAAGCCACAGUGGGGGGAGUUUUGAAGAAGUUCUCAGUUCUACUGCCCACGCCAGUGCUCAGGGCUCUAUCACAGGCACACCGCUUCCUGAGAAUGAGGAGGAACUUCAGUGUUAGACGGUAGCCUCUACUGGCCAUCUGUAUCCGACCUGGUGAGACUUAUCCCCAUAGUGUUUUCUAUGCUGCCUUUCCACAUCCACCUUGAGACACGUGGCUUUGUAACCUCUUGAAAAUGGCUUCACCCAUGUCAUACUGUAGUCAUUCUUCCAAAUAUAUUGGUAUUUUUACUAGGGCAUUUUUAUCAUUAAGCAUUUUUAUACUCCAUAGAAAUGGCACAGGCAUCGUCAUUUUAAUGUUCCAAUUUCUAUAAUGUAACCAAAGAGUUCUUGCUUUAUGGUAUUUUCCCUCCAAUUCACUUCACACUUCUGGUCCAGCUGUUAAUUUGUUUUUUAUUUAAAGGACUGAAUCUGUUUUUAGUAUACAUGUUUCUACUGAUUAUGUAAUCCCUCUCAGUGCCACAGCAGACAGAUGGGUCUAGGACUAUACAAGGAUGUCUGUUGCCAGCAAUAGUCUGUCACCAGCUGUCCACCCAACUAUAUUAGUGCCCUUUACUGAGCAUAGACAUGACCUGAGCUGCUUAAGGAGUCAGUCAAUCAUUUGUUGUCACACUGAUGUCUCUAGUCCUUUGUCACUUCCACAGUCUGUCUUUGAAUUUCCUUCCCUAGAGAGGAAUCCAAUUAUUCAGAUGCAAACUAAGUUGAUCAGUUACUGUCCCACAGCAGGAAAUGCUAGUUGAAAAACAUGUUCUGUUACUUGCUGUUUGAUGCUGGGACCCAAUUUCAGUAUUAAACCAACAAACCUCCAUACCAUCUCCUUAGAAGGUAAGAUUAAUAUAUGACUGACUUGUGUGAGCCUCAUUAGAGUUAGAGCCUUGAGAGAAUCUGUAUACAACUUAAUAAAGAUGUGCCAUGCCUUUAGUUUACACACCAGAACUAGUACUUGCAUUUUAUGGUACACUGGAUGAGUGUGUGCUUCAGCCUGGGCCAGACUGUCCUGCUUUACUGCACUUCAGGGCAUAAUUCAAUUUCCAAGAAGCAAGAAUCAUCUCUUAGCUUAGAUGCAGCAUGAUUUGUUGCAUCAUUUUAAGAGAAGGAAUAGUAAGGUUAUUACAGUGUUGUCCGCCAGCCAGCCACUGGUGGCAGCAAAAGCCUAUCAAGUAUGAACAUGAAUGUGGUGAAGGGGUGGAGGGGAACUUGCCUGCUUUUAAAAUAGGCCUCUUUUUAAUUUUCUCAUACUGCAAAGCUCCAAAUCAACUUUAGCCAUUCCAGAUCCUCGGCUUUGCUAAAAGCUUGUCAGGAAAAUCCUGUAUCAAAGUGGUUUUACAGGGGUUCUGUUUUUGUUUUUAAUUUCUUAAUUUUCCCAUAUGACAAGUUGAUUGUGAGCACAUCUCAAAUGCUUCUUUAAUGUGAUUUAUUUUAAUAUGUUACAAAGAAAGCAAAUUAAGUUUGACAAUUUGCAAGUUUCUGUUGCAGCACUGUGUAUAACCAUUUAUUUUAUUUUAAAAAACAAUUACAUAGUUUGUGUAAAUGAGGUUUUUAAAAUGUGUCUCUGCCUUGUGUGUUUCUAUUAGCAAGAUGCCCCUUGUAAUACAAUCUUGUUCUAAUAAGAUGUUACAAUGGAAAUACAAAAAAAAAAUUGCAGAUGGAUGGUUUUGGCCACCCCCAUAGCUUAUAUUAGCUAUCUAAAAUCCAGUUUAUUUUUCCCCAUCAUUGAUACAUAAACCUGAUAAUGAAAUUCAUGCUUUAUUAUAGCCAUUUAAAAUAGGACUAUACCUGCACACUGUGCAAGAAUUCUAAAAUGACAUUUUUAUACCCAAAAAACUUGUAUAUAAACAUGCCAUUGAAAAUCCACACCUCUCCAGUCUCUCUUCUUAACUAACACCGAAGAGUGGUGGCCCACUGAGACAUCGAUAUGGGGGCAGGGGCCAGGUUGUUCGGGGAGGCACAGCCUUCCCUAUCUGGCCCUCCAUACAGUUUGGCCUGAGGGCCACAUCAGGGUUCCACAAAAGUUUGCCCACUCCAGCGUAAGUAGAUAGAAAAGUUGACAGGGUCAGGACAUAUGAUCAUUUUACCAUAGGAACAGGUAGGGAGUUAUUCUCUCAGACCAGUACUGGACUAUCCCAAAGAAAAAGGACAAGACACAUGAUUGAUCUAUGCUAGUACAAAUUGAGGAGGUCCAUCAUGCUCUUUGGUAUCUAAUCUAGAAUGCACGUGUCCAGUGCUAAGGCGUACUGGGAAAAAAAAGGUAGAAGGCAGCUUGGUUAAAUCUAGUUUUAUAUGACCUAUACAUUACUUGUAUACAAAGGUGGCAUUUGGAGUGUAACUUUAGGCCCACACAUGUGUAAGGUAAAUGUAACAACGCCACAUAAGAUACCAGUCUCCAGGAAGCCAUCUUAAGAGACCAAAUAACCAGUGUUUGAUUUAUGGAAAAGGGUUCCAUGAGUAUACAGUAGAACCUCUAAGUUACGGACACCUCAGGAAUAAAGCUUGGUCAUGGCUCCAGCUGUUCACUCUCCAAGCCAGGUUCCAGAGGCAGCAUCUUGCCUGGGCCAGCUUCUCUCUCUCUUGACUGGGAGGGGGGGGAUGCUGGUGAAAUCAGUGCAGACCCCCAAUGUUGCACCUGCUGCCUUGGGCUGGUAGCAGGGGCUCACAGCUUUGCCUGCAAAUCUCAAUGUCUUCAACUCCUACCUGUGAGUAGGUGCCAGGCACAUCUGGGCUGCCUGUCCCCACUGCUACCUUUAAUAUGGCCACAGUACCAUAUUUGGGUUUUUGUCUCCACUGAUUGGUUACUUCCAGUUUCACAUGGUGUCUAGUUGACCAGUCAGUCCGUAACUCUGGUGUUUGUACCUUUUUGAGGUUCUACUGUAUUUUCAUAAUGAACAAAAUUGGGUCUAUACAAGUUAAACAGGUUCCAUCAAA
This is a messenger RNA of Chelonoidis abingdonii (Abingdon island giant tortoise), 3591 nucleotides long. RefSeq names its product TPD52 like 1 (gene TPD52L1). The record is from RefSeq and is a predicted model, not a curated record. Gene Ontology annotation, biological process: positive regulation of apoptotic signaling pathway; positive regulation of MAP kinase activity. Lineage: Eukaryota; Metazoa; Chordata; Testudines; Testudinidae. Gene Ontology annotation, cellular component: cytoplasm.